This is a messenger RNA of Pseudomassariella vexata, 6837 nucleotides long. Its product is annotated as acetyl-CoA carboxylase. The transcript has 4 exons. The coding region runs from base 1 to 6837 and encodes 2278 amino acids. Lineage: Eukaryota; Fungi; Ascomycota; Sordariomycetes; Amphisphaeriales; Pseudomassariaceae. Gene Ontology annotation, molecular function: ATP binding; metal ion binding; acetyl-CoA carboxylase activity. Gene Ontology annotation, biological process: fatty acid biosynthetic process. The record is from RefSeq and is a predicted model, not a curated record.
AUGGCUACGACUAACGGUCAUGGGCCAGCCAACGGCAGCCGCACGGUGCCCGUCUCCAACGGCAAGGCCUCAUAUGCCGAGAAGCACAGAAUCGCCGACCACUUCAUCGGAGGCAACAAGCUCGAGAAUGCACCGUCGUCCAAGAUUAAAGAGUUCGUGGCAGCUCACGAUGGCCACACCGUCAUCACAAACAUCCUAAUUGCCAACAAUGGUAUUGCCGCCGUCAAAGAGAUUCGAUCAGUACGGAAGUGGGCGUACGAGACGUUUGGCGACGAGAAGGCCAUCCAGUUCACUGCCAUGGCCACACCUGAAGAUCUGGCAGCCAAUGCCGAUUACAUCAGAAUGGCAGACCACUACGUCGAGGUGCCUGGUGGCACAAACAACAAUAACUAUGCCAACGUUGAGCUGAUCGUCGACAUUGCGGAGCGUAUGAAUGUCCACGCCGUAUGGGCAGGCUGGGGUCACGCUUCCGAAAACCCCAAGCUUCCCGAGUCUCUGGCAGCCUCGCCCAAGAAGAUUGUCUUCAUCGGACCCCCCGGCUCUGCCAUGCGUUCCCUCGGUGACAAGAUCUCCUCCACCAUUGUCGCCCAGCACGCCCAAGUGCCUUGUAUUCCGUGGUCUGGAACCGGCGUAGACCAAGUCGAGGUCGACAACGAGGGCAUUGUUACGGUUGCUGAGGAUGUCUAUCUGAAGGGUUGUGUUAACUCGUGGCAAGAGGGUCUGGAGAAGGCCAAGGACAUCGGCUUCCCCGUCAUGAUCAAGGCAUCUGAAGGAGGUGGGGGCAAGGGUAUUCGAAAGGCCACGAGCGAGGAGGGUUUCGAGCAGCUGUACAAGGCGGCGGCAAGUGAGAUUCCCGGCUCUCCCAUCUUCAUCAUGAAGCUGGCUGGAAAUGCCAGACAUUUGGAAGUGCAGCUUCUUGCUGAUCAGUACGGCAAUAACAUCUCUCUCUUCGGCAGAGAUUGUUCUGUCCAGCGUCGACACCAGAAGAUCAUUGAGGAGGCCCCCGUAACCAUUGCCAAGCAGCCCACUUUCAAGGCCAUGGAAGACGCUGCCGUCCGACUUGGUCGGCUCGUCGGUUACGUCUCUGCUGGUACCGUCGAGUAUCUAUACUCACACGCUGACGAUCAGUUCUACUUCCUGGAACUCAACCCUCGUCUGCAGGUGGAGCAUCCGACGUCAGAAAUGGUCAGUGGUGUAAACUUGCCUGUGGCCCAGCUUCAGGUUGCCAUGGGCAUCCCGUUGCACCGAAUCCGUGACAUCCGACUGCUGUACGGCGUCGACCCUAAGACCGCCACUGAGAUCGACUUUGAGUUCAAGUCACCUCAAAGCGAGAAGACUCAGCGUCAUCCCACGCCAAAGGGUCACUGCACCGCGUGCCGUAUCACAUCGGAAGACCCGGGUGAGGGCUUCAAGCCUUCCAAUGGUGUGCUGAAAGACCUCAACUUCCGAAGUAGCGCCAAUGUUUGGGGCUACUUCUCGGUCAGUACCGCUUCGAGCAUCCACAGCUUCUCUGAUAGUCAAUUCGGUCACAUCUUCGCGUACGGAGAAAACCGAGCGGCGUCGCGCAAGCACAUGGUUGUCGCCCUGAAGGAGCUGAGCAUUCGUGGCGACUUCAGAACCACCGUUGAGUACCUGAUCAAGUUGCUUGAGACGGAGGCUUUUGAGGACAACACCAUCACCACCGGCUGGCUUGAUGAGCUCAUCGCUACGAAGCUAACUGCCGAACGCCCCGACCCCAUGCUGGCAGUCGUCUGCGGUGCUGUCACCAAGGCUCACAUCGCGAGCGAAGAGUGUAUUGCCGAGUACCGUGCUGGUCUCCUGAGAGGCCAAGUCCCGUCGAAAGAUAUCUUGAAGACGGUUUUUGGCAUCGACUUCAUCUACGAGGGUACUCGCUACAAGUUCACCGCCACUCGUGCCAGUCUGGAUAGCUAUCACGUCUUCAUCAACGGUUCCCGAUGCUCGGUCGGCGUCCGUGCCUUAUCUGACGGAGGUCUGCUCAUCCUUCUCGACGGACAAAGCCACAAUGUCUAUUGGAAGGAGGAGGUUGGCGCAACCCGCUUGUCCGUCAAUAGCAAGACUUGCCUGCUGGAGCAGGAGAACGACCCAACCCAGCUUCGAACGCCGUCCCCCGGCAAGCUAGUCAAAUAUACCGUGGAGAACGGCGAGCACGUCCGCGCUGGUCAGACCUUCGCCGAAGUCGAAGUGAUGAAGAUGUUCAUGCCUUUGAUAGCGCAAGAGGACGGCAUCGUUCAGCUGAUCAAGCAGCCGGGUGUCACUAUUGAGGCUGGCGACAUUCUGGGCAUACUCGCACUGGACGACCCGUCGCGCGUGAAGCAGGCAGUGCCCUUCCUCGGCCAGCUCCCGGCAUUUGGUCCUCCCCAGGUUAUCGGUAACAAGCCUGCUCAGCGCUUCCACAUGUUGUAUGCGACAUUAAAGAACAUUCUCAACGGGUUCGACAAUUCGGCCAUCAUGAAGGAGACCCUCGAGGAGACUAUCAAGGUUCUCCGUGAUCCCGAGCUCCCCUUCAGCGAGUGGAACUCUCAGCACUCUGCACUCCACUCGCGCAUGCCCCAGAAGCUUGAUACGCUCUUUACGCAGGUCGUUGACAAGGCCAAAGCCCGUGGCACCGAGUUUCCCGCGAAGUCGCUGGCGAAGACACUGACCAAGUUCGUCGACGAAAACGUGUCUCCGUCGGAUGCGGACAUUUUGCGAGCCACCCUUGCACCCCUCACCGAGGUCAUCGAGGCUUACAGUGAAGGCCAGAAGGCACGUGAACUUAAGGCUAUCACGGCCCUGCUCACCAUGUACGUCGAAGUCGAGAAGCGUUUCUCAGGCCACCGCUCGCAAGACGAGGAAGUUAUUCUGAAACUUCGUGACGAGAACAAGGAUGACUACUUCAAGGUCGUUCAAGUCACUCUGUCGCACUCGCGUGUGGGGUCCAAGAACAACUUGGUCAUUGCCAUCCUCGAUCGAUACCGACCGAAUCAACCGGGCAUUGGCAAUAUCAACAAGCACCUAAGACCUGCGCUGCGCUUUCUAACGGAGCUCGAAUCGCGCCAGACUGCUAAGGUUGCUCUGAAAGCGCGCGAGAUCCUGAUCCAGUGUGCUCUCCCAUCAUUAGAGGAGCGUAUCGAUCAGAUGGGUCACAUCCUCCGCGCUUCCGUUAUGGAAGCUAAGUACGGCGAAUCAGGCUGGGAGCACCGCGAGCCUAGUCUGGAUGUUCUGAAGGAGGUUGUUGACUCCAAGUAUACCGUCUUUGAUGUCCUGUCCCUAUUCUUUGGACAUGAGAACCCUUACAUUUCGAUUGCGGCACUUGAGGUGUACGUCCGUCGCGCGUACCGUGCGUACAACCUUAAGCAGGUUCAUUACCACAACGACGAGACCGAUUCGCCCUGUUUUGUGUCGUGGGACUUUUCAUUCCGAAAGAUUGGCCAGUCCGAAUUUGGCAUCCCGGCCAACUCGACGUAUCCUUCGGCGCCAGGCACUCCCACACAAGAGUUUGGCUUCAAGCGCAUCAGUUCCUUCAGCGACAUGUCGUACUUGACUCUUCAGACCGAGGAGGAGCCUACUCGCAAGGGCGUCAUUGUUCCGUGCCGUUAUCUUGACGACGUCGAAGAGUUGCUGCACAAGGCUUUGGAAAUCCUUCCCCGGAGGAAGGCGGUGGCAAGCUUAAUUCCGGACUUGACCGGCAAGCGCAAGUUUGUCGCACGAUCUGAUACCACGGACGAGCUCCCCAAUGUUCUCAACGUUGCUGUCUCUGAUGCCGAGUCUGACGAUGACAAGGAUAUUCUUGCCCGCAUCAAGACCCUGAUUAACUCGAACCGAGAGGAGCUCGUGGCCCGCCGCGUGCGCCGCCUCACCUUCAUCUGUGGACGCAAGAAUGGUUCAUACCCGGGUUAUUACACGUUCCGAGGCCCUGAGUACACCGAGGACGACAGCAUUCGCCACAGCGAGCCAGCUUUGGCUUUCCAACUUGAGCUGGGCCGUCUGUCUAAGUUCAAGACAUCUCCUGUGUUCACCGAGAACAAGAAUAUCCACGUGUACGAGGCUGUAGGCAAGGGAGUCGAGACGGACAAGAGGUAUUUUACGCGUGCUGUAAUCCGCCCCGGCCGCCUUCGCGAUGAGAUCCCUACUGCGGAAUAUCUCAUUUCGGAAGCCGACCGCGUCGUUAGUGACAUCUUCGAUGCCCUGGAGAUUAUUGGGAACAACAACUCGGACCUGAACCACCUCUUCCUCAACUUUACCCCGGUAUUCCAGCUCCGACCUGAGGAGGUUGAGCAUUCCCUGCAGGGCUUCUUGGACCGUUUCGGUCCCCGUGCCUGGCGUUUGCGUGUCGCUCAGGUGGAGAUUCGCAUCAUCUGCACCGACGCCAACACCGGCAUGCCCAUGCCUCUGCGUGUCCUUAUCACCAACACGUCAGGUUAUGUCGUCCAGGUGGAGAUGUACGCUGAGCGUAAGUCUGAGAAGGGUGAGAUGGUAUUCCACUCGAUCGGUGGCACCACCAAGAUCGGCGCCAUGCACCUGUUGCCCGUCACGAGCGCCUACCCGGCCAAGAACGCACUCCAGCCGAAGCGAUACAAAGCUCACUUGAUGGGUACGCAGUACGUCUACGACUUCCCAGAGUUGUUCCGUCAGGCAAUCCAGAAUAGCUGGGCCAAGGCUGUCAAGGCUCAACCCAACUUGGCCGAGAAGCAGCCGGCGCAGGGCGAGUGUAUUGACUACAGCGAACUUAUCCUCGACGAUGCCGACAAGUUGACAGAGGUUGCCCGCGAACCUGGUACCAACAGCUGUGGCAUGGUCGGUUGGAUGAUCAAGGCCCGCACUCCCGAGUAUCCGAAUGGCCGUAAAUUCAUCAUUGUUGCCAACGACAUCACUUACAAGAUUGGCUCCUUUGGUCCCAAGGAGGACCACUUCUUCAAUAAGUGUACGGAAAAGGCUCGCGCUCUCGGCAUUCCUCGUAUCUAUCUAUCGGCCAACUCGGGUGCCCGCCUGGGUAUAGCUGAUGAGCUAAUCCCUCACUACAAGGUGGCCUGGAACGACCCCUCGAGGCAGGAGGCCGGCUUCAAGUACCUCUACCUCGAUGCCGAAGGUAAGAAGAGGUUCGAGGAUGGUGCCAGUCGUGACGUCAUCACUGAGGAGAUCGUCGAGGACGGCGAGACUCGAUACAAGCUAACGGCCAUCAUUGGCGCCGAGGAUGGUCUUGGUGUCGAGUGUCUGAGAGGCUCUGGUCUCAUCGCUGGUGCCACAAGUCGAGCGUACAAUGAUAUUUUCACCAUCACUUUAAUAACCUGCCGAUCCAUUGGUAUCGGUGCCUACCUUGUCCGCCUGGGACAACGUGCCGUCCAGAUUGAAGGUCAACCUAUCAUUCUCACCGGCGCUGGCGCUCUCAAUAACCUGUUAGGUCGUGAGGUGUACACUUCCAACUUGCAGCUUGGUGGCACCCAGAUCAUGUACCGUAAUGGCGUUUCGCACAUGACUGCCAAUGACGACUUCGCUGGCGUGUCCAAGAUUGUCGACUGGCUGUCCUUCGUGCCCGCGUCGCGCAGCAUGCCGGUGCCCAUCACCCCGAGUGUCGACAGCUGGGAUCGUGACAACAUCUACACCCCCCCUGGCAAGGCUCCUUAUGAUGUCAGAUGGCUCAUCGGCGGCAAGCAAGACGAGGAGGGCUUUCAACCCGGCCUUUUCGACAAGGACUCAUUCGUUGAGACGCUCGGCGGUUGGGCUCGUACCGUUGUUGUCGGCCGCGCUCGCCUGGGCGGCAUUCCUAUGGGUGUCAUUGCUGUAGAGACGCGCACCGUAGAGAAUGUCACGCCGGCCGACCCUGCCAAUCCAGACUCGGUCGAGCAGGUCUCAAACGAAGCUGGAGGCGUUUGGUACCCCAACUCGGCCUUUAAAACUGCUCAAGCUAUCAAUGACUUCAAUUAUGGUGAACAUCUUCCUCUCAUGAUCCUGGCCAACUGGAGAGGUUUCUCGGGUGGUCAACGCGACAUGUACAACGAGGUGUUGAAGUAUGGUUCCUACAUCGUCGACGCCCUGGUAAAAUUCGACCAGCCCAUUUUUGUCUACAUCCCGCCCUUCGGUGAGCUGCGUGGCGGUUCUUGGGUCGUCGUUGACCCUACCAUCAACCCGGCCUGCAUGGAGAUGUACGCCGAUGUCGAGGCGCGCGCUGGUGUCCUUGAACCCGAGGGCAUUAUUGGCAUCAAGUACCGCAAGGAGAAGCAGCUUGAGACCAUGGCUCGUAUGGACUCUACCUACGCUGCGCUCAAGAAGCAAGCUGCCGACACCAACCUGUCCAAGGACCAGCUUGAUGACAUCAAGGCCCAAAUGACGGCCCGCGAGAAGCAGCUGCUCCCAAUUUAUGCCCAGAUCAGCAUCCAAUUCGCCGAUCUCCAUGACCGUGCGGGACGUAUGAAGGCGAAAGGAACCAUUCGACAGGAGAUUGAAUGGAAGAACGCCCGUAGAUUCUUCUACUGGCGUGUGCGUAGACGUUUGAAUGAAGACUACAUUCUGAAGCGCAUGGCCGCUGCCACGAUGACGUCGUCGACAUUUUCGACGGAUGCCAAAUUGGAGGAACAGCGCUCUCACAACAAGCAACUUCUGUCCGCCUGGACUGGUAUUGCACAGUGGGAGACUGCCGACAAGGAGGUGGCUACUUGGUAUGAGGAAAAGGCUGAGCUCGUCACGGGUAAGGUCAAGGCGCUCAAGAGGGCUGCCGUUGCUGAUCAAACACGCGGUCUCAUUGGCAGCGAUGAGGAUGAUUGGGCCAAGUCGGUCAAGGAGGCAUUAUCAACUAUGCCCCUAGCUCAAAAGGAGGCGCUUCUUAAGAAACUUCGUUAG